Falco peregrinus (peregrine falcon) is the source of this 2641-nucleotide messenger RNA. It is a transcript of the gene TERF2, whose product is annotated as telomeric repeat binding factor 2. The record is from RefSeq and is a predicted model, not a curated record. The coding region runs from base 86 to 1813 and encodes 575 amino acids. The transcript is spliced from 10 exons. Gene Ontology annotation, cellular component: nucleus; chromosome, telomeric region; shelterin complex. Lineage: Eukaryota; Metazoa; Chordata; Aves; Falconiformes; Falconidae. Gene Ontology annotation, molecular function: telomerase activity; double-stranded telomeric DNA binding; protein homodimerization activity. Gene Ontology annotation, biological process: telomeric D-loop disassembly; regulation of telomere maintenance via telomerase; negative regulation of telomere maintenance via recombination.
UAGCGGCGGGCGCGGCCUGAAAUGUGGCCACUGAGCGCGCUGCUGUCGUCACUUCCGCUGGGGCUUCGCGUCGGUUUCUGGCGGGAUGGUGAAGAAGCGGGCACGGUCGGCCUGGCGAGAGGUGAUGGCGGCGCGAAGCGGCGUGUCCGAGGAGAUGAUGAACAGCUGGGUCCUGCAGUUCUACUUCCAUCAGGCCAUGGCGGCCUACCGCUCGGGGCGGAAUGGCGACUUCCGCCAGCUCCGCGACGUCAUGCAGGCGCUGCUGCUACGGCCCUUGGACAAGGAGCCCACGGUCAUCCAAAUGCUACGCGUAAUGCAACUGCUGUCACGGAUUGAGGAAGGCGAGAACCUCGAUUGUGCCUUUGAUAAGGAGCUGGAGCUCACCCCACUUGAAUCGGCAAUCGGUGUCCUGGAGCUUGUUCAGAGAGAAUUUUCUAUCGCUGAGAAGACAAUGGAAGAUGUUCAGCAAAGAGUGAAGGAAGCUGCUGUUAUUGUCUGCAUCAAAAAUGGAGAGUUUGAUAAAGCUUCAAAAAUUGUCAAGAGGCAUAUGGGGAAGGAGCCCAAAAGCCAGAAAAAGAGGGACAAGUUUCUGACUGUCAUCCAGGAGAAGAAUUUAACUCAUCCAUUGGUCAGAAACUUCUCUUACAAGAACUUCCAGCAGAGUGUGUUUCAGUUUGUGAAGACCUAUGUGGAUGAUUCGGAGCCACUGCUGCUAACGAUAAUGAAAAAGACUUUGAAUUCAGAACAUGCUGAAGAGCCAAAACGCUCAUCAGCGACUCCUGAGUCUGCAAACAAGCCAAAGAACCAGGCGGCAGCUCUGGAGCCCUCAGAAAGGGCAGAGGACCCAGCAGAAGCUCCCAAGCCUGCAGAAACAGCAAAAGACCUGAAUGGAGCUCCCAGCUCUGCAGAAAGGGCAGAUCACCCUACAGCAGUGCCUGAGCUUAUGGAAGAGCCUAGUGACUCUGCAGCAGCUCCUGAGCCUGUGGAAGGAACUACUGACCCAGCAAGAACUCCCGAACGUAUAAUAGCAGCGGGUGGUAUCUUGGAAGAUGCUUCAGAGCCUAUGGAAGUAUCUGAGGCUGCUGCUGGUUCUUUAGAACUUCCAGGAGUGUCCAGGGACUUGGAAAGGCAGCCCUCUGGAAAUGUAACUACAUAUGGGAUUUCUGUUCUGAGAGAAGCUUUCAAGGUCCUGUCAGACUCCCAGGAUUCCGAUGCACUCUUCACCAAACUGGAUGAAACAGACUUUUCUUUCCCCCAGCAACUGUCUCCUUCUGUAUCCCACAGAACCAAGAAGCAAAAAGAAAAGGAGAAUCAAGAUUCUGAUAUUUCAUACCCUCCUGCAAUACCCUGUGAGGGCAAACGAUUGGUUACCAUAAGCAACCUGAUCAUGGAGCAAGACUCCCAGUACACAGACUUGAGUGAGAGCCCAGACUCUUCACAGGAGUUACCUGUAUUUUCUGCUUCCAGAUGUGCUCAGAAACCACAUGAGCAGCCUGUACCUACUAAGAGACAAAAGUCCCUCCAUGGAAGGUGGGUCAGCUCAUAUGUCGAAGAAGUAAAAGACCAGUGGAGUGAGGAGGAUGAGCUCUUCCCAAAUGCACCAUCAUACAGGACAAACAGCCGCAAGACUUCAGUCUCUGGUUCCAAGAAGCAGUCAUGGACAGUACAAGAGAGCGAGUGGAUCAAAGAGGGCGUGAAGAACUUUGGAGAAGGGAGAUGGAAGGCCAUUUGCCAGCAAUAUCCCUUCCAGAACCGCACUGCAGUGAUGAUUAAGGAUCGCUGGCGGACCAUGAAAAAGCUGGGAAUCCUCUAAAGUUGGGAGCCACAGGACCUCCAGUACAAAAAACUUACCUUUUGAAAGGUGGACCAGAGCGAUAGUAGUAGGAGGCCGCUGUGCUUGACCCUGAUAUGUAUUGGGUCCAGUGUGAGCCCCUCUGCCUUGUGGUACCUGAGACUGCUGGAGCAGAGGGAAACAAUGUCUGACAGGAAUCCAGAGUCCUGUGUCUCGUUGUAGCUGCAAAGUUUCUCUGCAGUUGGCACAAGCUGUGCUACCUGAUGGCACUUGUUUGGAAACUGUCUGGAUUGGGACUUCCCUCUCUACCUGACAACUGCAGCCUUUGCAGAACAAAUCCCAGCCUGAUGGGCUGCUGAAAUCACAGUUUUCUCAGCUCGGAUGCUGUCAAGUAGCAGGACAAUAUCAUUGGUGGCUGUUCUUGUGUUUUAAUUGUCUAAACUUGGACUUGUUUCAUACAUUUGCAUUCUGUACCCUGUGGGAGAGAGGCAGCACGUUGUCCCAGAGCUUCUAGGGUGAUCUGCUCAGACUUUUAUUUUUUGCCCAUAUUUCUUUCUGCCUUGUAAAUUACUACUCUGCAAGCCAGAAUUUCUCCCUCCCAGUUUUGAGGUUUUAAAAGCAUUAACUUUUGGUUUGGUACUUAAAUGUUGGUUGUUCCAGUCCCUUACUGAUUUCAGUUAUGUCUUACUUGUGCUUCUUCCUGGUAACAUCCUCCUCCUGGGUGCAAUCCCUGCAAGUGUAUUGAGUUCCCAGGGUGCUGCCUGUUUCCUGCCUUCAGGUGCCAAAAGCUAACUCUUGUGUCCAAGCAGUCUUCUAUAAAAUAAAGCUUUUUUGUUCUUUGCUAUCAAA